Messenger RNA from Anas platyrhynchos (mallard), 1173 nucleotides. It is a transcript of the gene C18H9orf78, whose product is annotated as chromosome 18 C9orf78 homolog. The record is from RefSeq and is a predicted model, not a curated record. NCBI's taxonomy places the organism in Eukaryota, Metazoa, Chordata, Aves, Anseriformes, Anatidae. Gene Ontology annotation, biological process: mRNA splicing, via spliceosome. Gene Ontology annotation, cellular component: spliceosomal complex.
GCCCUGGCGGAAGGGGCGGUGUCGGCGCGGCGGAGUGACGUCAUCACCCCGCGACGGAGAAAGGGGGGGGGGGCAUGGCGGCCGCCAGGACGUUCAGGAAGCGCCGGGAGGAGCCCGAGGAGGAUGAGGAGGACGAGGAGCUGGCCAGGGAGGUCAGGUUAAAACUCGAGGAAGCCAAAGAAGUGCAGAGCCUCAGGAAGCGACCCAAUGGGGUGAGCGCUGUAGCUCUGCUUGUGGGAGAGAAGCUGCAAGAAGAAGCGACGCUUGUGGAUGACCCAUUUAAGAUAAAAUCUGGGGGGAUGGUGGACAUGAAGAAACUGAAAGAACGAGGCAAGGACAGGAUUAAUGAAGAGGAAGAUCUCAACUUGGGAACCUCCUUCUCGGCUGAGACCAACAGGCGAGAUGAAGAUGCUGACAUGAUGAAGUACAUUGAGACAGAGCUGAAGAAGAGGAAAGGAAUUGUGGAGAAUGAGGAGCAGAAGGUGAAGCUUAAGAAUGCUGAGGACUCUCUGUAUGAGCUGCCAGAGAACAUCCGUGUCUCUUCUGCCAAGAAGACUGAAGAGAUGCUGUCCAACCAGAUGCUAAGCGGCAUCCCUGAAGUGGAUCUGGGAAUCGAUGCAAAAAUUAAAAACAUCAUCUCAACUGAAGAGGCAAAGGCCAAGCUGCUGGCAGAGCAGCAGAACAAAAAGAAAGACAGCGAAACUUCCUUUGUUCCUACGAACAUGGCUGUGAACUAUGUCCAGCACAACAGAUUUUAUCAUGAGGAGCUAAAUGCACCAGUGAGAAGAAAUAAAGAAGAGCCAAAGCCCCGUCCUCUGAGAGUGGGGGAUACAGAGAGGCCAGAACCUGAGCGGUCUCCUCCAAAUCGCAAACGUCCACCCAAUGAAAAAGCAACCGACGAUUAUCACUAUGAGAAAUUCAAGAAGAUGAACAGGCGAUACUAAUGAACGUGGACUGAAGUCUUUGCAGAAGUUCUUGUUUUCUGCUAAUAAAGAAUUCUGUGUCAGUGUCCUGAAACGGAGGUGGAGAGAGUCACUGCCUUCGCGUGCUGGUGUUAACUACAAACCUUUUCUUGUGAUCUUGUAGUGAAUCAGUUUGCAGGUGGUUGUGAACUCUGGUCGGUAAAAUUGUGUAUAUAAUUUAUUUUCUGUUAUAAAACUUCUUUUAUAAAAA